Verticillium dahliae VdLs.17 is the source of this 1122-nucleotide messenger RNA. RefSeq names its product endoplasmic reticulum-Golgi intermediate compartment protein. The coding region runs from base 1 to 1122 and encodes 373 amino acids. The record is from RefSeq and is a predicted model, not a curated record. Lineage: Eukaryota; Fungi; Ascomycota; Sordariomycetes; Glomerellales; Plectosphaerellaceae. Gene Ontology annotation, cellular component: endoplasmic reticulum membrane; COPII-coated ER to Golgi transport vesicle; Golgi membrane. Gene Ontology annotation, biological process: endoplasmic reticulum to Golgi vesicle-mediated transport; retrograde vesicle-mediated transport, Golgi to endoplasmic reticulum. The transcript is spliced from 3 exons.
AUGGACUUCCACGAAAAAGUCAUGGACGAAGACGCCUUUGGCGCAAAGGGCAGCAUCGUCAGUGCAUUUGAUGCCUUUCCCAAGUCGAAGCCUCAAUAUGUGCAACGAACAUCUGGUGGUGGCAAGUGGACCGUUGCCAUGGCCGUCAUCUCGGUCAUGCUGUUCUGGUCCGAACUUGGCCGGUGGUGGCGCGGCUCCGAGAGCCACACGUUUGCGGUCGAGAAGGGCGUCGGUCACGACCUGCAGGUCAACCUCGACAUCGUGGUCAAGAUGCGCUGCGAGGACCUGCACGUCAACGUACAGGAUGCGUCGGGGGACCUGAUCCUGGCGGCGACGAAGCUGCGCGAGGAGAUUACGAGCUGGCACCAGUGGGCCGACAUGACGGGCAACCACAAGCUGGGACGCAGCCCGUCGGGCCGCAUCGAGACGAACAGCGGCUACCAUCUCGACGAGGGCUUCGGCGAGGAGCAUGUGCACGACAUUGUGGCACAGAGCAAGAAGAGGCAGAAGUGGGCCAGGACGCCUCGCCUUCGGGGUCCGCCGGACAGCUGCCGUAUCUUUGGCAGCCUGGACCUCAACAAGGUGCAGGGCGACUUCCACAUCACGGCUAGGGGCCACGGGUACCAGGGCGCAGGACAGCAUCUGGACCACACGAGCUUCAACUUUUCGCACAUUGUCAACGAACUCUCCUUCGGCGCCUUCUACCCCAACCUCGAGAACCCGCUCGACAGGACGGUCAACCUGGCGCCGGCCAACUUCCACAAGUUCCAGUACUACCUCUCGAUCGUGCCGACCGUGUACACGGUUGGCAGGUCGGCGUCCAAGGCCAACACGGUGUACACGAACCAGUUCGCCGUGACAGAGCAGAGCAAGGAAGUCGGCGACCACAGCGUGCCGGGCGUCUUCGUCAAGUACGAUAUCGAGCCGAUUCUGCUGCUUGUCGAGGAGACGCGACCAGGCUUCGUGCAGUUCUGGCUCAAGGUGAUCAAUGUUCUGAGUGGUGUUCUCGUUGCGGGACACUGGGGCUUCACUCUGAGCGAAUGGUUCAAGGAGAACUGGGCCAAGAAGAAGGAGAGGACGCAAGGCUUCAUCGGAACGGGCAAGGGGGACUAUGACCACUGA